AUGAAGCGCCCACCUACGCGCCCUCCCACCGCUCUCCACCUCGCCACGCGCCCUCUGCCGCUCUCUCCCCGCUCCCUCUGCCGCUUUCUCGCCUCGCUGCCGACGCACCACCGCAGCGCCACCAUGCCGCCGCGCCGCCGGGGAGUUUCGGGCUACUGCGGUGUCCGCACGCGCCCUUGCGGCGCCCUCUCCGCCGAGAUCCGGUCCGGCGACAUGCGCCUCGGCCUCGGCACCUUUGACACCGCCCACGAGGCCGCUCGCGCAUACGACAUGGCGGCGUGGCGCCUCCGGCAGUCUCGUACGGACAUGAGCUUCCCGGAGGACGUCAUCAACGAGCAGCAGUUCUUCACGCAAAGGAGGGCGGAGCGAGCCACCUAUCGCGAGGACCGGCGUACGCAGAAGGCGGCCGCUCAAUUCAACAUCGAGCUAGGAGCAGCGUCGUCCUGGGACUCCGAAGAUGAUCGGUACUGUGACGCCUUCAUUAAGACGUCGGAGGAGGACAUCACUGAGGCGGAGUCCGAGUCGGAGGAGGAUGACGAGGAGUAG
Aegilops tauschii subsp. strangulata is the source of this 546-nucleotide messenger RNA. NCBI's taxonomy places the organism in Eukaryota, Viridiplantae, Streptophyta, Magnoliopsida, Poales, Poaceae. The record is from RefSeq and is a predicted model, not a curated record.